AUGUACGAUACGGAGAAGCCCAGAUAUUGCAGCGAUGAUCUGUGGUAUUUGAAAGCUUUGAUGGUAUUUGCCAUCGGUGAGCUGCUACGAGGACGAGUGAGGGACGACGCUGAUUUGCCCGGCUCUCCCUACUUUCAUGAGACCAUCAGGAACUUGCCCAACUUCUUUGCGUUACGGGCUGCGGGAACACUGGCUGUAGAGAUCCUGGGGCUGAUUGCAUUUUACCUGCAAUGCUCCGAUUGCAAGGAGGAUGCCUACGUAUACGCUGGUAUGGCCCUCAGGCUCGCUAUCUCCAAUGGCAUGGCACGAGAAAGCAGCAACGCCGGUAUGAAAAGGAGACUGGCCGCGGCAACUGGUAAUACUUGGGGAAUCCACGAUGACGCCAUUAGUACAUCGCAACCGAGAGACUCUCCCGGUUUCCCUCCAGCCUCUACACUACUCGUCAAUGUUAACAUCGCAAAAGCCACUAGCCAGAUCACUCAAGGGAUAUACGGAAAGAAGAGUCGAUCUGAAAGCGAGUUUACAUCAGCCGUGCAAGAGGUGCUCUCCUUGCUUACACAAGCCAUCGAGAAGAUUCCUUCGGAGCAUACGGUAGAUUUUUCCAGGCCUUUGCAGCUCACGAGAACUAAUGCGACUCUCUAUUUGAUGUUUUACCAGGCCAGAAUGCUGGCGACACGGCCAGCAUUACUGUACACGGCAAAGUCAAAUCUGCAUAGAGAUGGACCCAUGCGAGAUUGCAAGCUGGAAAGUCUAUGCAACGAAUGCAUCGAAGCUGCGACAAGAACCCUCGAGAUCCUCCAAGCUUUGAAGAGACAAGGCCUGCUAACGAAAUUUGGCUUCUUUGACCUGGACGCGACAUUUUCGGCCGCCUUCGUUUUCGUGCUGGUUGAAGCCAUGGGGCCAGGGGAUCGGAGAGACUUGAACUUGGCUCGCAUUACUACAGCACUUGGACUACUUGAGUACCUCAGUGGCCAUGGGAAUAAAGCAGCGGGAAAGCGACAGGCCGAUAUCGAACAGAUGUGCCGACAUCUCAGGGUUUCUCUCAGUCAAUCUUCAAACGGACUAGCGACAUCCUCGGCAGACGGCCAAAGGACAAUUCCCGCCGCGGAGGGAAGCAUAAACGCAGAAGAAGUGUCCACAACUCCAAACGAAACCCUUGAACCGUUGACCUUUUACACCGACACCGACUUCAACCUAACUGGUGCCGUCGAGACAGACUGGGAAGAAUUCGAACGCAUGAUCUUCCGCCUCCAGAAUUAA
This is a messenger RNA of Lasiodiplodia theobromae, 1260 nucleotides long. RefSeq lists its product as uncharacterized. The transcript has 5 exons. The coding region runs from base 1 to 1260 and encodes 419 amino acids. The record is from RefSeq and is a predicted model, not a curated record. Lineage: Eukaryota; Fungi; Ascomycota; Dothideomycetes; Botryosphaeriales; Botryosphaeriaceae.